AUGUCAAGAAUUCAACAAGUCAAUAAAUCAAUUUUAAUUAGAUCAUUCUGUACAGGAGCACCAAGUAAAUCAAAUUUUUCACCAGUUGGUAACUUUUUAAGAAUUGGUGAUGUAGUUCCAGAUUUUUCACAAGACUCAAGUGUUGGCCAAAUUAACCUUUAUAAAACAUUAGGUGAUAGCUGGGGUUUAUUUGUUUCCCAUCCAAAAGAUUUUACACCAAUUUGUACCACUGAACUCGGUAGAUUAGCAAAAUUAAAACCAGAAUUUGAAAAAAGAAAUUGUAAAAUUCUUGCACUUUCAGUUGAUUCAGUAAAAGAUCACUUGGAAUGGAUGAAAGAUAUUGAAGAAACUCAAAAAGUUAAAAUUAACUAUCCAAUUAUUGCUGAUCAAGAUAGAAAAGUUGCUGAUUUGUAUGGUAUGAUUCAUCCAAAUGCCGAUAACACUUUUACAGUUCGUUCAGUUUUCUUUAUUUCACCAGAUAAACGUUUAAGAGCUCAAAUAACUCUUCCAGCUUCAACUGGUCGUAAUUUUAAUGAAAUUAUAAGAAUUUUAGAUUCAUUCCAAUUGACUGACAAAUACAAAGUUGCAACACCAGCUGAUUGGGUUGAUGGUGAUGAUUGUAUAAUUGUCCCAACUGUCUUUGAUGAAGAUGCCAAAAAAUUAUUCCCAAAGGGUUUCCCAAAGAUAAAGAGCUAUUUACGUGUUACUCCACAACCAAAUAAAUAA
Molecule: messenger RNA, 726 nt
Organism: Dictyostelium discoideum AX4
Lineage: Eukaryota; Evosea; Eumycetozoa; Dictyosteliales; Dictyosteliaceae
Product: AhpC/TSA family protein
Exons: 4
Coding region: 1-726 (241 amino acids)
Biological process (GO): cellular oxidant detoxification
Molecular function (GO): thioredoxin-dependent peroxiredoxin activity; peroxiredoxin activity; antioxidant activity
Source: RefSeq, a predicted model, not a curated record